Molecule: messenger RNA, 3621 nt
Organism: Epinephelus moara (kelp grouper)
Lineage: Eukaryota; Metazoa; Chordata; Actinopteri; Perciformes; Serranidae
Product: bromodomain-containing protein 4
Exons: 11
Coding region: 195-3215 (1006 amino acids)
Source: RefSeq, a predicted model, not a curated record
GAUAUUCUCACCGGAAGUACCGUGUGUGUGAGUUCCGUUAGCUUGACGCCGGUCUGUGGCGAUAACAGAGAUACCGACUCCUCUGGACACACCGGCCGGAUUCGGUCGUUUCCCGCCGGUAACCGGCCCGCCAUGACAGCUCAGAGGAUUUAACGGCGACUGACGGAGCCGCGGGCCGAGAAGAAGUCUUAGUCAUGCUCACUCGCCCGCUGACAUUAAAUGAGAGCAGUGGAGGGGGGCGGGGCCUGUCAGCUGUGACUCCACCUCCUGCUCUCCCAUUGGCUGAAGAGGACAAUGAUGAUGAUGAAGAGACACAAACAGGAGUUCUGGCUCAUCCUCCUGCGCCUGCCUGGAGGUCCUCCUCACCUGCCUCCUCUUCCUCCUCUGCUCCCUCUGUAGCUUCUCCUCAUCUUCAUCCUCCUCUGUCUCCUAUAGCAUUUUCUGCUCCUCCUCUUGUGUCCCUCCUUUUUCCUCCCCCUCCUCCCUGUGCCCCCUCUUCCUCCUCUGUUCCUUCUGUAGCUCCUCCUCCUCCCCCUCCUCCUCACUCCCCUACAUCAUUUUCUGCUCCUCCUCCUGUGUCCCCUCUUUCUCCUCUUUCCCAUGGUUCCUCUUGCUCCUCUGCUCCUUCUGUAUCUCCUCUUCCUGCUGUGUUCCUCCUUUGUCCUCCUCCCCCUCCUCCCCAUGCCUCCUCUUCAUUCUCUGCUCCUUCUCUAACUGCUCUUCCUCCUGUUUCCCUCCUUUGUUGUCCUCCUCCCUGUGCCUCCUCUUCCUCUGCUCUUUCAGUAGCUCCUCCUCCUCCUCACUCCUCUGCAGCAUUCUCUGCUCCUCCUCCUGUGUCCCCUCUUUCACCUCCUCCCUGUGCCUCCUCUUCCCCCUCUGCUCCUUCUAUAGCUCCUCCUCCUCCCUGUGCCUCCUCUCCCUCCUCUGCUCCUUCUCUAAUUCCUCUUCCUCCUGUGGCCCUCCUUCGCCCUCCUCCAUCUUCUGUCCCACCUGCUUCUCUUUUUCCUUGUGCUCCCUCCUCGUGUCCUCCUCUUCCUCCCGUCUCCUUUGCUCCUUGCACUCCUCCUAAUUCUUCCCCCUUUUCUCCUCUUCCCUCUUCAUCUCCUCCUCUUCCUCCUUCCCUCCUUCCCUCACCUCCUGCCCCUCGUUCUGUCCCUUCUACUCCUUUUAUUUCACCUCCUCUUGUUGCUUCUUUUUUUCUUCGUCCUCCUUGUUCUCACCCUUCUCCUCUUUCUUCAUCAUCCUCCUCCACCACUCCUGUCUCCUCCCUUCCUCCUCCUCCUCCUUCCCAUUUGUCUUGUCUUUCUUCUUCAUCUCCUCCUGUCCCUUUGUUCCUCCAUCCCUCACCUCCUCAUUCUGUUUCUGUCUCUCCCUCUCCUCCUUGUUCUUCUGCUCCUCCUCUUCCUCUCCUUUAUCACCACUCUGCUCCUCUUGUUUCUCCUCCACCCCCUCCUCCACCUCCUCCUGACUUUUUUACUCCUUACACUUCUGCCAUUUGUUCUCCUCUUUCUCCAUCCUCUUCUCCUGUCUCCCUGUCUCCUUCUCCUCCUCCUCCUCCUCUUCCUUCUGUUCCUGUAGCUCCGUCUCUUCCUCCUCCUCCUCCUUCUCCCUGCUGCCCCUGCUCCUCCCUCCUGCCUCGCCUCCUCUCAGCUCACCGGUUGGAGGUGCGGCGCCUCCUGCGAGGAGCUCUGGCCUCCCUCGGCCGUCGUCUGGACUCUCUAGAGAGGAGGAGCAGGAGGAAGAGGAGGAAUAAGUGGAGCAGACAGAGAGGAGAAGAAGACGGAGCUGGUUUGGGAGCUGUCUCAUUUAGCCCCGCCCCCUCCCAUAGCCCCGCCCACCCCCCACAUGUCACCACCUCCUCCUCAUCAUCCUCCUCAGACAGCGAGGACUCUCACACAUAUUCUAGUGUGAGCCUAUCAGAACAGAGGAGGAGGAGCAGAGGAGAGGAUGAGGAUGUGGAGGGGGAGGGGAGGAAGAGGAGAAGGAAGAACCACAAAGGAAACAGAGAAGAAGAAGAUGAGGAGGAGGAGGAUGCUGGGAGAUUUGUGGGGCGGAUGGCGGUCUCCUUCAGAGGAGGACAAGGAUCAGAGGAGGAAGCGCUGCUCACUCUGCACAAAUUCAACCACAAGAAACACAGAAGAAGAGAGGAGGGAGGAAGCAGCCAAUCAGAGAAGGCCGUCAGUAUCGUCAGGCAGAAUGGUUACAGAGUGCCGCCGCUGCUGCUGCCACACAGCGUCUCCGGCUCCUCCUCCCAGCAGGCCCUGCACCUGCUGCAGUCAGCCCAGAGGGGUCGGACCUGUAGCCAAUCAGAAGCAUUCGACAUCUCUUCAGGCCAAUGGCGUUUCUCUGACAUCACCGCACCUCUCUCCUUCUCCUCCAAUCCCCGUGCUUUUCACUUAUGGCACCUAGGCUUCUCCUCCGCUUCCACCUUUAGUCCCUCCCCCAUGCUGCGUCUCUCAGCAGUUGCCGUGGAGACCAUGUCAGAAUCAGUGAGGGGUGGAGCUUGUGUGAGUCCCCUGCGGCCCCUGAAGGACUGGACAGCUCCGCCCAGUCUGGGCAGUGACCACUGUUACGUGCGGUCGCCGAUACCCAGCCCCACGUUUUCUGCCCGGCGACAGCAGAAGCAACGGGCCAAUCACAGGUCGCUCCGACUUCGCCUCCCCCGUCUACAGCCCCUUUCCCUCCGUUCAGCCAAUGGACUGUCUGCUCCGCUUGCCAUUGGCCAAUCAGCAGUGAGCUCAGAGUUUCUCAGCGUAAACGGAGAGAGUUGUAAACGAGUUUCACAGAUCCGAAUCCGCCGGGCUUCACCGCGGGAAACGCUGCUCACUCCGAUGGGACUGCCAAAAGUCAAAAGGUUAAAGAAGAAAGAGUUCAGUCUGGAGGAGAUUUACACCAACAAGAACUACAAAUCCCCCACUACCAACAGGAGUCUGGAGACGAUCUUCGAGGAGCCACGUGAGAAGGAUGGAGCGCUGCUCUUGAUUGGCCAGCAGAGGAGGCGCAGGCUCCUCCUCUUCCCUGACUUCACUCAGCCCAGGAAAAGGAAGAGGCCUCAAGGGGCGGGACUUCCUGUUGCCAUGGUACCCAGGAAACGGGCAGCGGCCCGGAGACAUUGCCACGGUGCUGGUGAUGACGAGUCAGACCUGGACGUGAUGCUGGUGGAGCGACUGAGUGCGCUUGAAGACUUCCUGACACGUCAAGGCCUGGACAUGUGAGCUGUGACAUCACUUCCUGUCAGCUGACUAUAGGCCAAAUGAACAGAGCUGCUAGCAUGGCUGCUACCGCUAGUUACCAUGGUAAUGCAGUCAGCCCGUCAGUCUGAUGUAGCGAGGUUUGUUUUUAUUUGUUGCAGUGUUUUGAUUUGUUUUAGUUUGGAGUUUUUUUACAGUGUCGCUGAUUAAUGUGAAUUUACUGUCAGGAGGCCACGCCCACUGCACGGCUCAGGUGGCUUCACCUGUCAGGAGGCCACGCCCACUGCACGGCUCAGGUGGCUUCACCUGUCAUUUCCUCUUUUGUUUUAUAAAGACUUCUCUGUAGUACUGUGAGUUUUUAAAGUGUAAUAUAUAUUUCUGCUGAAAAUGGGUCUAUUUUUGGAACAAAUAAAGUUUGUUUCUGCUCACU